This is a messenger RNA of Nerophis lumbriciformis (worm pipefish), 1020 nucleotides long. The record is from RefSeq and is a predicted model, not a curated record. NCBI's taxonomy places the organism in Eukaryota, Metazoa, Chordata, Actinopteri, Syngnathiformes, Syngnathidae.
AUGGACACCUUGACAUGCAUCUCCUCCGAAAGCAAAGCCUUCCUCCCCCUCGUGGUGGUCACGAUUCUGACCAUGGGCCACGGCGUCCAGCCGAUGCCCGUGCCAACAGACAUCCCCAUGUGCACCGCCUCGGAACCAGCCCAGUACAGCCUGACCUUUUCCGGCAAGUGGACACGGGCGGCAUUUCCCAAACAGUAUCCGGUCUACCGCCCUCCUGCGCAAUGGUCUAACCUUGUCGGUGUGACCCACAGUUCCGAUUACCACAUGUGGCAGCGUAAUGGCUUUGCCAGCAAUGGAGUGAGGGAGUUCACGGAGAAAGGCGAAGCUUGGACGCUCAUGAAGGAAGUGGAGCAGGCCGGGGAACAGAUUCAGAGCGUUUAUGGCAUCUUCUCUGCUCCUGCGGUCGUGGGAGGCACAGGCCAGAGCAACACUGUGGUUGAGGUCUUUGCCAGACACUCCUAUCUGUCGUUUAUCGUGCGCCUCGUUCCGAGCCCCGACUGGUUCGUGGGAGUGGACAGCGUAGAUCUGUGUGAAGGCGACCAAUGGAAAGACAACGUGUCCCUGGAGCUCUUUCCUUAUGACGCCGGGACCGACAGCGGCUUCACGUUCUCAUCUCCCAACUUCGAGACCAUGCCACAAGAUAAAAUCACUCAGAUAACUUCAUCAUUCCCCAGCCAUCCUGCCAACUCCUUCUACUACCCCCGCUUAAAGCACCUCCCACCCAUCGCCAAGGUAACGCUAACCAAGAUAAAGAAGACAAAUCAGAUCAUUAGCCUUCUGGUGGAGCCCACCCAGUCCAACCUCCUGCCGACGGGGAAUGAGAUUGAGGACAACCUCAUAAAAACACCCCUGGACUGCGAGGUGUCGGCAUGGUCCCCCUGGGGUCUGUGCAAGGGCAAGUGCGGAGACACAGGCAUGCAGCACCGCACACGCUACGUCCUCAUGCAACACGCCAACAACGGCGCUCCCUGCCCCCUAUUGGAAGAAGAGCGGAAGUGCAUACCAGACAACUGCUUAUGA